GUGCAUGCACACUCACUGUAACUGUGAAGUGUCUCCUGCUCACUGGAGCCAAUCUGGGUUCUGAGCACGAGGUGAGAGAAAAGGACAACACCAUGACCAACUUCGAGACCAACCUGAGGGUGAAGCUGCCCGCUACCUGCAUCAUACUGGAGAUGAUCAUCAUCAUCCUCUUUGCCACGCUGGUGGAGUAUGACGACCAGACGAAUGCCAAGUACUGGCACAAGGAAAUGGCCGAACACAACUUGUCCAACUAUGAUAAUGAGUUCUACUUCCGCUACCCGAGCUUCCAGGACGUGCAUGUGAUGAUCUUCAUCGGCUUCGGCUUCCUGAUGACGUUCCUGCAGCGCUACGGCUUCAGCAGCGUGGGCUUCAACUUCCUGAUCGCGGCCUUCGCCCUGCAGUGGGCCACCCUCAUGCAGGGCUUCUUCCACGGCAUGCACGGGGGCAAAAUCCACAUCGGGGUGGAGAGCAUGAUCAACGCUGACUUCUGCACGGGUUCAGUUCUCAUUUCCUUUGGUGCUGUGCUGGGGAAGACCAGCCCGGUCCAACUGUUGCUGAUGGCUGUGAUUGAAGUGACUCUGUUUGCUGUCAAUGAGUUCAUCAUCCUAUCUCUCCUGGAGGCCAGGGACGCGGGCGGCUCCAUGACGAUCCACACUUUCGGGGCCUACUUUGGGCUGGUGGUGGCCCGAGUGCUUUACCGCCCACACCUGGACAAGAGCAAAGACAAGAACGGCUCUGUCUACCACUCUGACCUCUUUGCCAUGAUUGGCACAAUCUACCUGUGGAUGUUCUGGCCCAGCUUCAACUCGGCUAUCACUGCACAUGGGGAUGACCAGCACCGCACUGCCAUGAACACCUACUACUCCCUGGCUGCCUGUACACUGGCCACGUAUGGCUUCUCCGCUCUGGUCAGCCAUGAGGGCAAACUGGACAUGGUGCACAUUCAGAAUGCCGCUCUGGCAGGAGGCGUGGCUGUGGGCACGGCUGGAGAAAUGAUGCUGACACCCUUCGGCUCCAUGAUUGUAGGCUUCCUGGCUGGUACCAUCUCCAUCCUGGGCUACAAGUACCUCACGCCUUUUCUGGAGGAAAAGCUGCGUAUUCAGGACACUUGUGGGGUCCAUAACCUGCAUGGCAUGCCAGGGGUCCUGGGGGCCAUUGUGGGGGCCGUCACUGCUGCUACGGCCACAAAGGAAAUCUAUGGAGAAGGGAUGGAAGACGUGUUCCCAAAUAUCCACUCAGGAGAGAUCACUGCUUCCUACCAGGGUGUGCGCCAGGCUCUCUCCCUGGCUGUAACGCUGGCCAUCGCCCUCCUGGGGGGUCUGAUUGCGGGUUUCAUUCUGAAGCUGCCCAUCUAUGGUGCUCCACCAGACACCAUCUGCUUUGAGGACGGAAUCUACUGGGAGGUGCCAGGUGAGGAGGCCUCCCAUGAAGAGAUGACCACAGUGCCCGUGGAAGAUGUGGAGAAACCCCUUAAUGGCUGAGCUUCCUGUCCAGGCGGAAGCAGACACUAAUGUGGCUUGUGCGCAUACACUUUGACAUGGAUCACGUACCCAUAUACAGACCGACACGCUCACAUGCACAUACACACACACACACAUACACACAUAAAUACACACGCACACAAACAUGUACACAUACACAUUUACACGUAUUCAUACACAGGUUUAUAUGUCAGUUUGUUUUUAAAUCCUGAAAUCCUCCCCCAUGCAUGAAAGUGGCCUUUCCUGAUAUGGUCAGCGUACCAGCCCCACCACUCCAGGGCCUACAUGGUAAUCUCAUGUAGGUUAUCGUACUGAUGUAGGUUCACAUUUUGACUGUUAAGGUGAAUAUGCGGAGCACAUGUACAUGCAAGCAGAAGCAUUUAACUCAGAGACACAGAAAAGGAAACAAUCACCUCAUUCCUCUGUCCUUUUUUAGCAGAGUGUCAGCCUGGUUGUAUGGAACAUUAAUCUAUCUGAACAGUUAAACAAAAAACUGUCAUCUGUGGGCUACAGUCUAUUUGAUGUCCUCUCUGUGCCUGUUCAUUCAAUUAGGUACUAGAUUGUAUUCAGAAUUUCUCUUUUAAUAUCCUGUAUUCCUUGAAAGGAAAUGUGCAACAUGGACCUUACACAUGGGUGUUUAGGAGACAAUGCUAUUCCAUUCGAAUUCACAGUUUGUCCUUUUUUGGAUGUUACAUGAAUCACUUGAUUUUUUAAAUGUUUUUUUAGAAAAAUUGUGUUUUUUAAAAAAUUGAUAAACACAGUUAAACUUGGAUAAUACCCCACUGUUCCUGUAUAGGUAGGAAUUGUAGAUGUAAGUGCCUUUGCACCUGAUUUAUUAAGACAGAGCUGCCCAACCAUUUUCCUGGAGAUCUGCUGUCUUGUAAGUUAUCACUUCAGCCAUACCAAAGCACAACUAAGUCAAGAGACAUCUUGUUUGGCUACUAAUUAGGAAAAUCAGCUGUGCCAAAUUAGGGUUGGAAUGAAAACCUACAUGAUGAUAUAUCCAGGAACAGGGUUGGCAGCCCUUUGCUAAAACCUUUAAGCACAUGCAAAACCCAUAACAUAACCAAUGACCAUGGUCAUGGUAUUUGUUUAGCAUCAGUCAUGGGUUGUGUUAUUGCUUUCGCGUGUGCUAAAACGUUUUCUUACUAAAAUCAGGCCCUUUGUUUCUUACAUGUCCUUCACGUCAACUCCCAACUAAAGUCGCCACAUAAAUUGUUGACAGCAGCCAAUAUAAACUUCGCCUCCUACGUUUUCGUAUUUAUCGCCACAAGAUGGCAACCAAGAGCCGUAUUUUAAACUGGCGGAAACGACAAAUGAGCACGUAGACAAAAUUGCCCAUUUUAUGUAUAUAUACAUUAUUUUUUUAAUUCUUUGCUAUAGGGAUGCUUGGACGGCUUGAUUUUUCUGGCGGUAGUUCAAGUGUUACAAUGCAGAGUGUAUAUUGACGUUAGAAACAUUAUUUGUCAGAAAUAUCCAACUGCUUGGACACACUGCUAUGUGUUUAUUUUUUAGAACCAAAGAUUUUAAUCUUUUUUUCAGUGGAACAACAUGAGUCUAGGUUAUAUAGUCUGAGUAUAUAUUCUUAUUGUAUAGCUACACAAUUUAAAAGAAUACUAGAUAGAAUAAUUCAUUUUUAAGUAUUGAAAUUCCACAUGGCCAAAACAGUUACUUGAGUAAAACAGAUUAGUUAUUUUCGGUUGUUUCCUGUACCUCUGCUGUGGUUUUUUAACAUUAUCACUUGUCAAUGCCAACCCUUAAUUGCUUGCGACGUGAGUGUAAACAAAUCCCUGUGAAUUCAAAUUUAUUAUUUGAAAAUAAAGAGCAUGUUUUUUUUCCAGAA
Messenger RNA from Anguilla anguilla (European eel), 3324 nucleotides. RefSeq names its product Rh family B glycoprotein (gene rhbg). Gene Ontology annotation, cellular component: plasma membrane. Gene Ontology annotation, biological process: ammonium transmembrane transport; ammonium homeostasis. The transcript is spliced from 10 exons. Gene Ontology annotation, molecular function: ammonium channel activity. NCBI's taxonomy places the organism in Eukaryota, Metazoa, Chordata, Actinopteri, Anguilliformes, Anguillidae. The record is from RefSeq and is a predicted model, not a curated record. Bases 93 to 1481 code for a protein of 462 amino acids.